UGUAAUUAUUUUAAAAUUAACAUAAAACAUACGCGCAAUACUAUCACAGUGAUAUACCUACUCGAAUAUAAUGUCGAGAAUUAUUUCAUACUUAAAUAAGGUAUAAAUAUAACAUGAUAAAUAUAUGCAUUUAAAGGCCCAUUCAUCUAAAAACGUGCUUUUAAAAAUGUAUUCUAAGUGUUAUUACUUUAUCGUAUUUGCUUUAUUGUUGCAUACAUGUUCAUCUAAUUGUCAGAAUGAAUUUAAUGUAAAAGAUUGCUUGUUGCCUCAUACAGAACCAGGAGUCGCCUGCAAAGCCUAUAUUAUUAGAUAUCACUGGAAUCAGACUAUGGGGAAAUGUGAAAAAGUGACCUAUGGAGGCUGUAGGGCUACAAGAAACAAUUUUUUCACUAUGGAAGAUUGUCAGAAGAUAGCUCAACCAUUGUGCCAGAAUAAAACAGAAACGAGUUCUGCAGGAGGCGUCGAAUAAAAAAAUCAAAGUAUACAAAUAUAAGGAAUGUAUAAUUAUUUUCAUAAGUUUUAAAAUUGUACUAGAAUAGAAAUUGUAUUCAUAAAUACAUACAUUCAAUGAUUUUCAAUACAUUUACAAAAAUAAACCAGUAAACAAAAAUUAACAAUCAUAAGCUAGCUCUAUUUAAACAUUAUUUUUCCGUUUUUUCCUUAUAACUUAUUACUCCUUUCGCAAUUAAAUCUGGAAUCUCUACAGCUAACCAUGGGCCCAG
This is a messenger RNA of Phyllotreta striolata, 722 nucleotides long. The record is from the annotation of a GenBank genome assembly. NCBI's taxonomy places the organism in Eukaryota, Metazoa, Arthropoda, Insecta, Coleoptera, Chrysomelidae.